This is a messenger RNA of Drosophila grimshawi, 3142 nucleotides long. Its product is annotated as solute carrier family 22 member 3. Bases 288 to 2774 code for a protein of 828 amino acids. Gene Ontology annotation, biological process: transmembrane transport. Gene Ontology annotation, molecular function: transmembrane transporter activity. The record is from RefSeq and is a predicted model, not a curated record. Lineage: Eukaryota; Metazoa; Arthropoda; Insecta; Diptera; Drosophilidae. The transcript is spliced from 5 exons. Gene Ontology annotation, cellular component: membrane.
GUCUCAGUGCGCCGAGAGCAUUCUUCGGCUCUUCGGUUGUUCUUUUGCUCUCGUACUCUUUGAUUAUAAAUCAAAUAAAUUACGUUUGCAGACACUUUGCAUACUGUGCAGCGAUCAAAAAUGUGUUGCACGUAGUGUUGACUUGCUUAUAAAAAGAGCAAGUUUUUCUACGAUUAUAUAAAGUGCAUGAAACACCUACAAAUUACACAAUCAACAGUUGUUGAAUACGGGCAAAAACACUUAAGAGUGGAAGUUUGAUUAAUAAACAAUCGGAGUUGUACAACACAAUGAGUUUUAUUCAUCCCGAUGCCAGUCUAAUCUUGACUAAGUGCAAUCCCGAACGUGAAAUGGCAACGGCAAAGGAGGCUGAGGUGCGGGAGGAGGGGCUGCCGCACGAGUGUACUGCAACUGCCGCAAAAGCCAACCAAAAUCAAUAUAAACAGCUGGUAGUGCUGUCUCCGUCUCCGUUUCAGCCUCCAUCACAGUCUCCUACACGUGUCAGCAGCUCGCCACGCGACCGAGUAGAGAUCAAGAUUACGAUGCUUAAAGUGCAGGCUGAAUCACCACUACUGCCCCUGAGGGAGGAAGACGGGUCGACGCCCCGUCGAGCAAGCAAUCCACACAUAUCAGUAACCACUGUAAAGAAUAGAAACGAAACCGUUACUCCACACACGCCCAGUGCCACGCCCAACGAGUGCCGACGUCGCAGCUCGCUGACCAACUUUCCGCCAUCGCCAACGCUCCACAUCCAGGAAACUAGCGAACCCAACAACAACAACAGCAGCAAUAACAACAAUAACAACAACACCAAUAACAACGAGGAGGAGUUUUACACACAGACUCCAACGCAUAAGCAUACGCCGGAUUGCAAACAUUAUCCGUACGACACUUUUGCACGGCUCGAGGGCAAGUCAGAGAGGCCGAAUACGAAAAUGCAGAGCAAAGUGGAUGCAGUGGGCCGCAUUACCGGCCAUUGGGGCAAAUGGCAGCUGCGCACUGUGCUGCUAAUCUUUUUAUGCAAAAUACCCUCAUCAUGGUUCAUGGCAUGCAUUAUAUUUACGGCACCGGCACCACGGCACGGUGAAUUCUUUUGCAAGCCACCCACAGACUUGGGUGCACAGAAUCAGACGCAGUGGAUCAAAGUGUCGCAUCCGCAAAAGGAGGAGAAGGAGGAUCAGGAGUUUACCAUUGAUUUCUGCAAUGUGUACGAGGAUGCGCAGGAGCAUGCGCAUCACUACUACAAAUAUGAGGACAGCGCCAAGGAGCCGCGCGUCUGGGAGAAGCCACACAAUCGCUCCAAUUUGAUACCCUGCACAGAGUUCCAGCACGAGAGCAACUACCAAUCGGUGGUCACCCAAUACGAUUUGGUUUGCUCGCGCGACAUCCUCGUCUCGGUUACACAGUUCUUCCAUUUGUUUGGUGUACUCACCGGCGGCAUCCUGGCCAAUCAUUUGUUAAAAUACUUCAGUCCACGCAGCGUUAUGCUCUUUGGCAUGAUCACCCAAAUCUUUUGCGGCAAUCUAACGGGUCAUGUCGCCUCUUAUGAGCUGCAUGUAUUCUUCCGUUGCCUCUCUGCUGUCUGCUGCGCUCAAAUGUACACCGCCGGUGGCAUGAUAAUGUCGGACAUCACGGGCGGCAAAUAUCGCACAUGUGUCUCAACACUGUUCGAGCAAUUCUGGUCGAUUGGCGUUAUGAUGUUGCCGGGUGUGGCUAGUUUCUGGUCCAGUUGGUCGCACCUCUAUAUGGCCAUCUCCUGGCCCACAGUGAUACUCAUCUAUUUGUGGCAAUGGAUACCCGACUCGCCGCGCUGGAUGAUUGAUCGAGGACGUGUACAGGAUGCCAAAAAGAUAUUGCUCGAAUGCGCCGAAAUGAAUGGCACACGGCUCAGUCUUCCCCACGACAUUGAUCAGCAGCUGGAGUUGCAAGCACAAACAGCCAUGGAUGCCCCACCGCCCGCCGGUUGGUGGACCAUCUGGAAGGGUAAGAAGGCUGUGCGUCACAUAAUCUGUGUACAUCUCUCGUGGUCGCUAUACAUCAGCGUCUACUAUGGCUGUCUGCUGAACAUUCGCUCCUUCAGUCGCGAGCAUCUGUAUAUCAACACAUUUGUGGCUGGGUUCAGUGAGAUGAUUGGCACCUUUAUUGGACUGUAUCUGAUAAUGAAAACGACUCGUAAGUGGCUCUGGGCAGGCAUAUUUAAUAUACUGGCUGGCUUCUUUGCGUGGUGCUGUUGGCUGGUGCCGAAGCCGGGUGACGUUUCGCUGGAUGCGAAUGUUGCCAUGCUCAUGUGUACGGCUAUGAUCUCCAAAAUUGCCAUUUCCACAUCACUCUCCAUACUGACGACGAGCACCGUCGAACUGGUCGAUCCCGAGAAGCGCAAGAUUCUCGCCUUCUCGACGAUAUGCUGGGCUCGUUUCUGGCUGCUGGGUGCACCGUUCAUUGGUGCCUUGGUUGUCGUUGGCCAAUUGAUACCACAGACUUCCUACACCGCCCUCGCCAUCAUUGGCGGCAUCUGCAUGUGCUUGAUCAGUAGUCCGCGCACACAUCCCAUCUCCAGGCCGGCGUCGCCAGUAUCGCAUGUCGCCCAGAAUAUGGCCACACAAUUUACGGUUAUCGAGGGCAUGGACAAUAAGGGCUAUGAGCCUAGUUCGAACUCGAGUACCAUCUGUGCGACGAACAGUUUUAGAAAAAUGGCAUCACCACAAUCGAAUCUACCUCCACAACUAAUGCCGGGCAUUUGGACGACAAAGAUACAUGAGGACGGGCCCCCAAUGUGAUAUCUAUAUGCAAAGUGAGGUUAGGGCAACAGCAACAAACACAAAAAAAAAAACAAAUAGAAAAAGUAAAGUUAGAAUUAUUGAUUUGUGUAACAACAAAUCAAAACAGUUCAAUCUAGUUAUUUGAUACACUGUCUUCUUAUGUGCUAUAUAUAUACAUAUACACAGAUGUAACUAUCAGGUAUCUUCGAGAACCAAAAACUUUUGUAAUUGCACAUUAACAAAACAAAAAAAACUUUUGCUAUUUAAACUUCAAGCGCUAUUCGCUUUGAGCAGAGUUAUUCACAUGCCCCCAAUUUACAAAUGAACUCAACUGACAACCACAAAAAAAAAAGAAAUAUAGACAAACCUAAAAUGAAUGCUCAAAA